CGAGGAUUUGAUUUCAAGCCAUACUCAACACAAUGCACUUUCUAAAAACGAACUAAUGGAAUCUUCGAUUGAAACCAUCUUGAAAUUAACCCAAUGGCUUGGUUUAUUGUUACAAGACUAUUUAUUAUUAGUGACAUAGUAUUGGGGCCGCAGCCUCCUCACCAUCAAGCGCCACCCUGAACACAAACUCAGAAUUCAAGCCCCGCCCAACUGUUCUUGCAAAUUUAUCAGUAACUACCAUGGCCGUUGAGAAUUUAAUGGAAAUUCAAAUUCCGCAUCAGAAACACUACCCUGCAAGUUAUUUCCCAUUAGUUUUAUCCCCGUCUUCGGCUUCUUUCGCUGUUUCGUCCUUCGCUCAAGCCAUCAAAGCCCAGAAAUCAACAAUCGAUUCCCUGAUUCUCAACUCCGGAGCCAUACUCUUCAGAGGUUUUCCGGUUGAAGCGGCGUCCGACUUCAACGACGUCGUUGAGGCCUUUGGUUACGAGGAGUUUCCUUACGUUGGAGGUGCAGCUCCUCGAAGUAAGGUCGUUGGUCGGGUUUUCACGGCCAACGAGUCCCCGCCAGACCAGAAGAUCCCUUUUCAUCACGAAUUGGCCCAGGUGCCUGAAUUCCCUGCCAAGCUGUUUUUCUAUUGUGAAGUAGAGCCUAGAAGUGGUGGAGAAACACCCAUUGUUCUCAGUCAUGUUGUUUAUGAGAGAGUGAAAGAGAAAUAUCCAGAGUUUGUUGAGAGGUUGGAGGAACAGGGCCUAAUUUACACUCGCGUGUUGGGAGAAGAUGAUGAUCCAUCAUCUCCAAUUGGCCGUGGUUGGAAAUCUACAUUCUUGACUCACGAUAAGAGCAUUGCUGAAGAAAGGGCAGCUAAGUUGGGAAUGAAGUUGGAGUGGUUAAAAGAUGGAGUGAAAACAGUAAUGGGUCCAAUCCCAGCCAUCAAGCAUGAUAAAGUACGACAGCGCAAGAUUUGGUUUAAUAGCAUGGUUGCAGCUUACACCGGUUGGGAAGAUGCAAGGAACGAUCCCGUAAAGGCGGUAACGUUUGGGGACGGUACUCCAUUGCCAGCUGAUAUCAUCUAUGGCUGCUUGAGAAUUCUGGAAGAGGAGUCUGUUGCCAUUCCUUGGCAGAAAGGUGAUAUUCUUCUGAUUGACAAUUGGGCUGUCCUUCACUCACGUAGGCCAUUCCUCCCUCCUCGUCGUAUACUCGCUUCACUUUGCAGGUAAGUGCAUCACAAAGACGGGAAAAUCAUGUAGGACCAGGAUUGUGGCAAUUCUAAAGCAGAUGGUUGAAUUAUUGUCAUCAAGUAGAAUAAAGUCAUUGUUGUUCUUCAGCUGUGUAUGUAUUGAAGGUUCCCAUGCUCUUUCUCUCUCCAAACCAAUUCUAUCUCAUGUAAUUUAAAGAAAGUACUCAAUAAAACUGUGUAGUGUUAACCGUUAAUAAUGUAAUUGCCUUUGGCUUUAUUCAGUAAGUUGUAUUCAUGUAAGGGUAUUCAUCUCCAACAUUCAUGGACGGGUUGGUUAAAACGAAAUAUAAUUUCAUUGUCUACGACA
This is a messenger RNA of Cucumis sativus (cucumber), 1541 nucleotides long. Its product is annotated as clavaminate synthase-like protein At3g21360. Gene Ontology annotation, molecular function: oxidoreductase activity. The record is from RefSeq and is a predicted model, not a curated record. The coding region runs from base 240 to 1214 and encodes 324 amino acids. The transcript is spliced from 3 exons. Lineage: Eukaryota; Viridiplantae; Streptophyta; Magnoliopsida; Cucurbitales; Cucurbitaceae.